Molecule: messenger RNA, 216 nt
Organism: Daldinia childiae
Lineage: Eukaryota; Fungi; Ascomycota; Sordariomycetes; Xylariales; Hypoxylaceae
Product: LYR motif-containing protein 5
Exons: 2
Coding region: 1-216 (71 amino acids)
Biological process (GO): respiratory electron transport chain
Cellular component (GO): mitochondrion
Source: RefSeq, a predicted model, not a curated record
AUGCUACCCCCGCCCAAUCGCCAGCUGCGGCAGCAGGUCAUAGCCAUGUACAAGGAGCUCCUACACUGCGGCCGCGACUAUCCCAGGGGCUACGACUAUUUCCGACAGCGGCUCCGUAAGGCUUUCCGGGAGAAUGCGUCACUGCGCGACGAAGGGGAAAUCAAGGGAGCUUUAAAAAGGGCGCACUAUGUAAAGAAAGAACUCGAGGCACUGUAA